AUGGAGAAAGAUAAAGAGCAAGAGAGAGAUAAGGCGUACGGUGGCCGGAAACAACCACCUCCGUCGAAUAUAUCUCCGAUGAAACCGGUGACCAAGGAGGCGUACGGCGGCGGGAUGUACGGCGAGGAAGUGGGGCAAGAAAAACAAGCAAGAAAGCCACCAGCCAGUGAGACUCAAAGUGCAGAUGGGCCGGCGGAGGCCACCACCACCCAACCUAAGCAUAAGCCCCCACCUUCAACCGGUGAUCGUGACGUCGAUAUCACCGGCCAAUCUUAUAUUCAGUAGCUUAAUUAUGUGAUUUUUCUUGGGUUUUCUUUGUAAUGAAUUAUUUUGUUUAAUGUUUAAUUAAUUCAGCUUA
Molecule: messenger RNA, 358 nt
Organism: Olea europaea var. sylvestris
Lineage: Eukaryota; Viridiplantae; Streptophyta; Magnoliopsida; Lamiales; Oleaceae
Exons: 1
Coding region: 1-285 (94 amino acids)
Source: RefSeq, a predicted model, not a curated record